Cajanus cajan (pigeon pea) is the source of this 2064-nucleotide messenger RNA. Its product is annotated as S-type anion channel SLAH2. The record is from RefSeq and is a predicted model, not a curated record. NCBI's taxonomy places the organism in Eukaryota, Viridiplantae, Streptophyta, Magnoliopsida, Fabales, Fabaceae. Gene Ontology annotation, molecular function: voltage-gated monoatomic anion channel activity. Gene Ontology annotation, cellular component: membrane. Gene Ontology annotation, biological process: intracellular monoatomic ion homeostasis; transmembrane transport.
GUUUCUCUAAGCUUAUUCUCUCUCUAAUGGGUUAGGAGUUAAAACAAUGUUUUGCAUUCUUUUCAAUUUGCUAUCUUAUGGUGAAUUUCACCCAAUAAUAAUAAGAAACUUGUUGAAGUCUAGCAUGGGAAACAACCUUAACCGUGAAAGAGAAGGGCAUGGCUUGCCUAAAGUUUCAUCACUUGUUCAACAUAUAUCAUCAAAUGAAGUAGCCAACUUUGACACUGUUGACGUGAAAAAUCUCAGCUCAUCUUUCAAAGAAAAUGAAACAGUCUUAGCAGGAAGCCAAGGUGAUGAACAUGGGGCCAUAAAUCAUCAAAAUAAGCAUUCGGUGUCUAUAAACAUGCCAUUCUCUCGAGAAGAAGUUCAGCAAGAUAACACCAUAAGAGUUCUCUAUAGUGCCGAAACUACAGGCUCCAAACCACCAUUGCCAUCACAAUCAAUGCCAAAUGACAGUAUCAAUCUUACCAAUCAUGAAAGCACCGACAGCUUAAAGGAUAAGAGGCUUGAGUUUUUCGAAACAUGGUCCAGUAAACUUGAGGGACAAUUGUCAAUUCUACAUGGAAGGGUACCAAAACAAAAUGUAGAAGAGGAUAACAGCUUAGACAAAACUAAAAUGCCUUUAACUGUUGAUUUGUUCUUCAAAGCAUCGGAAGGUCCACAAUUACUAACUCCUAAGAAAUCUUCAGAAGAGAAGGUGCUACCUGAGGACAAGAAGUGGCCAUUUCUUCUUCGGUUUCCCGUUUCAUCUUUUGGUAUUUGUCUUGGAGUUAGCAGCCAAGCAAUUCUUUGGAAAACAUUGGCCGAGUCACCUUCCACUGAAUUUCUUCACAUAAGCCUUAGAAUAAAUUUUACCCUAUGGUUCAUCUCUAUUGCUCUUGUUGCCACUAUUUUCACCAUCUAUCUCUUCAAAAUAAUUCUCUAUUUUGAAGCAGUUCGUAGUGAGUACCAUCAUCCAGUUCGUGUUAACUUCUUCUUUGCCCCAUGGAUAUCUCUCUUGUUCUUAGCUCUUGGAGUUCCACCAUCACUUUCCAAAGACUUGCAUCAUGCAGUUUGGUAUGCUCUAAUGAUUCCAUUGUUCUGCCUUAAGCUCAAGAUAUAUGGACAGUGGAUGUUUGGGGGCCGAAGGAUGCUCUCAAAGGUGGCAAAUCCAACAAAUUUCCUAGCAAUUAUUGGAAAUUUUGUGGGGGCCUUGUUGGGAGCAUCUAUGGGCCUAAAAGAAGGGCCAAUUUUCUUCUUUGCUAUUGGGCUUGCUCACUACAUGGUGCUAUUUGUAACCCUCCACCAGAUGCUUCCAACAAAUAAAACCAUCCCAAAAGACCUCCAUCCAGUGUUCUUUCUUUUUGUGGCACCACCUAGUGUUGCUGCUACUGCAUGGGCCAAGAUUCAGGGUUCUUUCCAUUAUGAAUCACGGAUUUUCUAUUUCGUAGCCAUGUUCCUAUAUCUCUCGCUGGCUGUCCGGGUCAAUCUCUUCAGAGGAUUCAAAUUCUCACUUUCAUGGUGGGCCUACACCUUUCCAAUGACUGCUGCAGCAAUUGCAACCAUAGGCUACUCUAAUCAAGUGACAAAUGUUGUAACUCAAACUUUGAGUGUAAUAUUGAGUCUCAUUUCUACAUUCACAGUAACAUCAGUGCUUGUCUCGACAAUAUUGCAUGCCUUUGUCCUCCGAGACCUCUUUCCCAAUGACCUUGCCAUUGCCACUAGUGAGGGAAAGCAAAAACCACAUAGGAAAUGCUUCCCAUUAGGAUUUGGGAGCCAUGGUCAUGCCAAAAAGACUGAAAAUAACUUGAAGUCUGUGGACUCGGAUAGAAAGGAUUUUGUUUAGAAGCUUAUCCCACAACAGUAGACUCAAAUAAUUCAUCAUGUAUCUGAAUACUUAGAAGUCUCAAAUGAGUAAGAAAAUAAUGAGGCAACCAACAUCUUAAUGACCUUAAGUGGUUAGACAUGUGAGGGACAUGAGUGAAAGUUUUAGAUUUUUCUUGAGUAAACCCAUUCUAAUCCCUGACAUUGUAAAUGCUGAUUAUUUUAGCUCCUAAUGUUAAUAAAUUUUGAACAUAAUUUAGU